AUGUUGCGUCUCGUUUCAAGCGUGUCGCGACCCACGUCGACGGGACUACUCGGAAAGGUUGCUGUGUCGGCGCAGACAUCACAUAGCAGUCGCAGGACGUUUGCUUCAACGUCUAGUCGUGGGGCGGAUAUCACACUCACCGUGGACGGCAAGGAAGUUACCGUACCGCAGGGAUCCGCGUUAAUUCAAGCCUGCGAGGCUGCUGGAUCGACAAUACCCAGGUUUUGCUAUCAUGACAGACUGGCUAUUGCGGGCAACUGUCGAAUGUGCUUAGUCGAAGUCGAACGAUCACCAAAACCCGUUGCAUCGUGUGCCAUGCCCGCCAUGCCUGGGUCUAAAGUUUGGACAAAUACACCGCUUGUUCAUGAAGCCAGGGAGGGUGUCAUGGAAUUCCUACUCGCCAAUCACCCUCUCGACUGCCCUAUUUGUGACCAAGGUGGUGAAUGCGACCUACAAGACCAAUCUAUGCGAUACGGCUCGGACCGAACACGGUUCCACGAAAUCACUGGCAAACGUGCUGUGGAAAACAAAGACCUUGGCCCAUUGGUCAAGACUUCCAUGAAUCGCUGUAUUCAAUGCACGCGGUGUGUGCGGUUUGCCAACGAGGUUGCCGGUGUGGAGGAGCUGGGUACAACGGGUCGCGGAAACGACAUGCAGAUUGGAACCUACGUAGAGAAGACGAUGGAUUCUGAGCUCUCAGGCAACAUCGUGGAUCUGUGUCCAGUCGGUGCACUGACAAGUAAACCGUAUGCGUACCAUGCUCGUCCUUGGGAGUUGAAGAACACGGAGUCGAUCGACGUCAUGGAUGCAGUUGGGUCGAAUAUCCGCGUCGAUUCUAGAGGUGUCCAAGUGAUGCGCAUUCAACCACGGACAAAUGACGAUGUCAACGAGGAGUGGAUUAGCGACAAAACGCGAUAUGCUUAUGACGGUCUCAAGUUCCAGCGCCUGACUGUCCCUCUCGUGAAGCAAGGCGACCGCUUUGUGGGUGCGACGUGGGAGGACGCCCUUGCUGCCAUAGCUGAGGGUCUUGCUACCUCAGGCGCGAAGGGGGACGAGAUUCAGGCCAUCGCUGGCCACCUCGCGGACACAGAGGCGAUGGUUGCCCUCAAGGACUUCGUCAACCGACUGGGUUCCGACAACCUUUGCCUUGACCAGCCCGGAGGCAGCGAACCACCCGCACAUGGCAUCGAUGCUCGCUCGAAUUACCUCUUCAACAGCACAAUCCCCGGUGUUGAGAAGGCGGAUGCCAUUCUACUUGUUGGCACGAACCCUCGACACGAAGCCGCUGUCCUGAACUCGCGCAUCCGCAAGAGCUGGCUGCACACAGGCCUCGAGAUUGGGCACAUCGGCGAUCGAGCGGAUACGACAUACGGCUACGAUUACUUGGGCCAGGAUGCCAAGGCCCUUAGUGACUUCAUCGCGGGCAAGGGACCGUUCGUGGAGAAGUUCAAGAACGCGAAGAAGCCGCUCAUCGUUGUCGGCAGCGCACUUGCUGAGCACCCUGACGGCAAGGCGAUGUACAACCAGCUGGCGCGGUUCGUGGAGACAAACAAGGCGAAGCUGCUGACACCAGAGUGGAACGGCUUCAGCGUUCUGCAGCGGAUUGCCUCUCGACCAGCAGCGUACGACAUCGGCUUCGUACCAUCAAAACGAGCCUCCCAUGCUAAGCCCAAGUUCAUUUACCUCCUCAACGCCGACGAGGUCGACCCCAAGUCGAUUCCUCAAGACGCAUUCGUUGUCUACCAAGGCCACCACGGUGACCUCGGUGCGCAACUAGCGGAUGUCUGCCUUCCUGCUGCUGCCUACACCGAGAAGAGCACGACGUGGGUCAACACGGAGGGUCGGGCCCAGAUGGGUCGUGCUGCCGUGCCGCCACCUGGUGCUGCUCGUGAGGAUUGGAAGAUCGUUCGUGCUCUGUCUGAAGUCGUCAGCAGCCCACUACCCUACGACGACGUCCUCGAACUGCGCGAUCGACUAUGGGAGAUCUCGCCUACGCUUGUACGGUAUGAUGUCACGGAGCCCACCUCAGUUGAUGUCACUCUGGCUGGACUGAAGACACUCGCUACACUAACAGCCGACGCGAAGGCCACCAACACGCCUCUACGGAAACCUAUAGAGAACUUCUACCAGACCGACCCCAUCUCAAGAGCGUCCGUCACGAUGGCACAGUGCACUCGCGCCUUCGUGAAGGGUGAAAAUUACGGCUUCAGCGAGAUUGGCAAGGAGUCUCAAGCUGCUUUUGCAUGA
Molecule: messenger RNA, 2247 nt
Organism: Cyclocybe aegerita
Lineage: Eukaryota; Fungi; Basidiomycota; Agaricomycetes; Agaricales; Hemipholiotaceae
Source: the annotation of a GenBank genome assembly